GCGUGUAAAAGUUGUAACCAAAAAUACCUGUCAAAUGGCAAGAUAAAACAAUAGUAAAGAGCCCCUGCGCCAGUGCUACGGGUGUUUGAAAAAAGUGAUUGCGAAAUACGUUGCAGGGGAAAGAAAUGUGUAAUAGGAGUGAAGUCGUCGUGUAAUAGAAGGAGACGUCAUCUCAUAUCAGAAAAGCGGGCGAUCAACGACGAAGCGUAUGGCGGAAGCAGCCGCCAAUAACAAAGGCACUGGUUCCUCCUCCAACGACAUCUGAAGGCGCACACGAUUUUAUUUGAAAUAAACGCAGGCACGAACAUAUCCAAACAUGUUUUGACCUGCCGCCUGCCGUCUUCUGUGACGCCUUCGCCUUCCUCUUAGCCGCCUAUCAGGCCUAUCAGCGAGCAAUCAUCAAACCAAACUAUGUCUUUCUCCGAUUUCGAUGCCAUCUACGAGGAUGAGCAGCUGGAGGAGUUGGAGCACUUUCAGGAUCAAUCGGUGGCGCCAGUGCCCGAGCCCAUCAUUAUUCGGGGCGCAGGCAAUAUGACUGUAUUUGGCCUGAGCAAUCGCUUCAAUUCAGAGUUUCCAUGUGGCCUGCUGUCGCGCGUGGCCCCCGAGGAGUUCAAGGCGACUGUGGGUCGCAUCAAUGGAGUUCUGAAGAAAUCCCUGCCCGUCAAUGUCAAGUGGCUCUUCUGUGGCUGCGUCUGCUGCUGUUGCACGCUCGGCUGCUCCCUCUGGCCCGUCAUCUGUCUCAGCAAACGCACACAGCUCACUCUGGACAAACUGUUCGAAUGGGAGAAUAAUCAUCUAUAUCAUAAGCUGGGUCUGCACUGGCGACUGCAUAAGCAACAAUGUGAUUCCAAUUCCAUGAUGGAGUAUGUUAUUUUAAUUGAAUUUAUACCCAAAACGCCCAUCUAUAGGCCGGACUAGAUAGGGGCUCCUCUCUCUCUCCCCCAAUCAAGCGCCGCACAGCACAGGGAGCAGAGCCAAUGGGAUCGGGGGGCACACGUAAUGGUAAUUGUAAAAUAAAACACUAGCUGCUAACAAAACAAAAAACACAAAUACACACCUUGCUUUAGGCCUAACCAGAAUUGUAAACUAACCCGCGAUCAGGCGAAAGAGAGAGCACGCAAAGGGGGCAUGGCAUUAACUAGUUUAGUGCAUUCGCAGAUUGUCAUUUUAAGCCUAGUAAUAUUUAAUAUUUAGUUUAAACAAAUUUUGGGAAACAUUCUAGAACUAAGAACAAUUGAUUUUUUUCUUUUCAAUUUUUGUUUUUCAAACUAAUGCAAUACUUACAAGUAAAUAUACUUCAUGUAUUUCUUGUUAGAAAACUUUAAUUGAAUUUGGUCUGUAACGUAGCCCAGAAACGAAUCCAUCAAAUUAUAAAGAAGAUUGGUUUGUUCCUUCUGUUGAUAGUAGCAUAUCAUUCAUAAUGUAUUCUUUAUCAUAUGUGUGUACCUUUUAUGUAUGUAUGUACGUACGUAUAUAUGUGUUUUUGUUGUUUCAAAUAACUUUACAGCACUUUGGAUGAUCCAUGCUUGUGGCACGGACAAUCGGUGAACAAUAAAUACAUUUAAAUUAAA
Messenger RNA from Drosophila pseudoobscura, 1571 nucleotides. Its product is annotated as cysteine-rich hydrophobic domain-containing protein 2. The transcript is spliced from 4 exons. Bases 412 to 918 code for a protein of 168 amino acids. The record is from RefSeq and is a predicted model, not a curated record. NCBI's taxonomy places the organism in Eukaryota, Metazoa, Arthropoda, Insecta, Diptera, Drosophilidae.